AUGGCUGGCCAUCAAAGAUCAGCAAGCUGGCCGUCUAUGGCUCAUCCCAACAAGAUCAAAAUUGACGAAGCUCUGCACAGCAUAAGUUCAGUCAUUUCUUCGCCAUCUGCCACCAUUGAAAUGGUAUGCAAAGGGCUGAGGAGGCUUGGAGAUAUCUACAGCUGCAUCAGCGAGAUCAUAUGUUUGCAUCGCGGCCAAGUACAUAGAAUGAGGCUGGAGGAAGAAAUGGAGAGGUCGCUUGAGGUGCUGGAUCUCUGCAAUACCAUGCAAGAGAGCUUCACUGACUUGAAGAUGACCAUCCUGGACCUGCAAAUGGUUCUCAAUAGAGGAAACCUUGCAGUAGUUCGAGUUAAGGCUCAAUCCUACAUUCGCUUGGUGAAGAAGGCUAAGCAUCACCUGAAGAAGGCCAUCAACAAGACUACCUCCUCCGAGGAUGGAUGGUUGGUCAGUUUACUGACCACAGCAAGAGGGAUCACUGUCUCGGCCCUCAAAUCUGCAGUGGAGCUCUUGUCGAAGCAAAUGGCCACCUGCAAUGCAAGCAAGUGGUCUCUUAUCUCCAAAUCAUCCCAAAAGAGAAUAGUUUUGUGCGAGGAGGUGCAAUGGCAGGCACUGGAGUUGGACAUUGUAGGCCUGGAGAGUUCAGUUGAGAAUCUGUUCAGAAGUUUGAUUCAAACCAGGGUUUCUCUUCUGAACACUCUCAGCUCGUAG
Phragmites australis (common reed) is the source of this 708-nucleotide messenger RNA. RefSeq lists its product as uncharacterized. Bases 1 to 708 code for a protein of 235 amino acids. The transcript has a single exon. The record is from RefSeq and is a predicted model, not a curated record. Gene Ontology annotation, biological process: shoot system development; root development. NCBI's taxonomy places the organism in Eukaryota, Viridiplantae, Streptophyta, Magnoliopsida, Poales, Poaceae.